AUGUUGGGAAAAGAACUUCUGGGAUCAGGUAGUUUUGGUAGAGUCUAUAAAUAUAAAGACAAAUUAAAUGGCGAUGUUUAUGCAAUUAAAGAUAUUAUAAUAUCAGAUGUCAAAAACAAAUUUUUAAAAGAAGUUAAUCAUUUAGGAAAACUUCAAUCAAUUUAUGUAGUGAAGUGUUAUGACAUAUGGACUGAAAAGAAAAGACUAUACAUUCAAAUGGAAUUAUGUACAAAAAGUCUUAAAGAUUUGUUAGAAGAAAAAGCAAUAGCAUUUCAACGACAACCAAAUCAAACUUUUGAUAGUUUUGAGUAUUUCAUAACAAGUCAUUUAAUGUUAGAGAUGUUCGAAUGCGUUGAAUAUCUGCAUACAAGUCAACCACCGGUUAUUCAUCGAGAUCUCAAACCGGCAAAUAUACUCAUCAAUGAUAAGCCAAUAGAUAAUCGAUUCCUUAAAUUAUGUGACUUUGGUUUGGCCACUCAUCACAACCGUAUGGGCUCUCAAUCGGAUACUCACACUAAUAAUGUCGGUACAGAUAAAUAUAUGGCACCUGAAGUAAAAAGCGGUAAUAAUUAUAAUGAAAAGAGUGAUAUCUAUAGUAUGGGGUUUAUACUAUUGGAUUUAUUUGAUAUCAACGAUAAUAUUGAUAUGGAGUAA
Messenger RNA from Oppia nitens, 654 nucleotides. RefSeq names its product eukaryotic translation initiation factor 2-alpha kinase 1-like. Gene Ontology annotation, molecular function: ATP binding; protein kinase activity. Gene Ontology annotation, biological process: protein phosphorylation. The record is from RefSeq and is a predicted model, not a curated record. NCBI's taxonomy places the organism in Eukaryota, Metazoa, Arthropoda, Arachnida, Sarcoptiformes, Oppiidae. The transcript is spliced from 3 exons. Bases 1 to 654 code for a protein of 217 amino acids.